Messenger RNA from Trichoderma virens Gv29-8, 803 nucleotides. RefSeq lists its product as uncharacterized. Gene Ontology annotation, molecular function: protein binding. The record is from RefSeq and is a predicted model, not a curated record. The coding region runs from base 177 to 803 and encodes 208 amino acids. The transcript has a single exon. Lineage: Eukaryota; Fungi; Ascomycota; Sordariomycetes; Hypocreales; Hypocreaceae.
CGCAAGCACCAUUUCGCCUCUAAUUGGCGCAAGUUGUUCACAGAUUUGAAUUCUAGUAUCUCGCGAUACAGUCAAUCACUACGCAUUACAGAUAAUCCGAGCAUUGUACAACAGGAAGAAGCGGCAUCGCAUCGAAACCAUCUCGAACCAUCUUCCACAGCCAAACAGUCGCAACCAUGUCGGACCUCGACCACUUCAGCAUGCUCCCCAUCCACAUGGACCCCCAGUCCAAGGCCAUCCUCCCCUCCGGCAGCAGACCGUCCCGCGCCCUCGCCGCCGAGCUGGAGAAGCUCAACACGCUGCACCGCGCCAUCCUCAACAUCGAGGUGCCGCCAGGCGCAAUCCCGCUCGUGCCCCCGCCUCCCAUCCCCGUCAACCCGAAGCGCACCGCAAACGUCUCCAAGCUGCGCGACAACGGAAACACGGAGUAUCGCAAGCAGAAGUACGCCGAGGCGGUCAAGUUUUACUCGCAGGGCAUCGAGAUGGCGCUGCAGCGGCCGCUGUGGGAGCCCGCGGCGCUCGUCAGGGAGGAGGUGUCCAUGCUGUAUGCCAACCGCGCGCAGUCGCACAUGGCCAUGGGUAACUGGCCCGAGGGGGCGGUCGAUGCCGAGGCCAGCGUCGAGGCGCGGAGGGUCGGCAAUGCCAAGGGCUGGUGGCGUAGGGGCCGGUGCCUGACGGAGAUGGGCAGGCUGGACGAGGCGCGCGAGUGGGUGAAGAGGGCGCUGGAGAUGGAGGGCGAGGAGGCCGACCUGGUGACGCUGCUCAAGGACAUUGAGGAGAGGAUUGAGAAGUCGCGGGCGUAG